UUGAAAUAGAUAUAUAUAUUUUUUAACAUUACUAUUAACAGGAGCAAAACCAAAACAAACAUUGUCAGAUCCGAUCGGUUGGUUACUCUUUUCGGACAAAAAUGUCUUCAACAUUCAGCGGCGAUGAAACUGCUCCUUUCUUCGGCUUCUUGGGGGCUGCUGCUGCCCUCGUUUUCUCCUGUAUGGGAGCCGCUUAUGGGACCGCGAAGAGUGGGGUUGGUGUAGCGUCGAUGGGGGUGAUGAGGCCAGAACUGGUGAUGAAAUCGAUCGUCCCCGUGGUUAUGGCUGGUGUGCUCGGUAUUUAUGGCUUAAUUAUUGCUGUUAUCAUUAGUACCGGAAUUAACCCUAAGGCUAAAUCUUAUUACCUUUUCGAUGGAUAUGCCCAUCUGUCUUCUGGUCUCGCUUGUGGCCUUGCUGGUCUUUCCGCUGGUAUGGCUAUUGGGAUCGUUGGUGAUGCUGGCGUUAGAGCUAAUGCACAACAGCCAAAGCUUUUUGUUGGGAUGAUCCUUAUUCUCAUCUUUGCUGAGGCAUUAGCACUAUAUGGCUUGAUUGUCGGUAUUAUUCUCUCUUCCAGAGCUGGUCAGUCAAGAGCUGAGUGAAAGAUGGCCUAAUUGGAAGUAUCUUAGUUUUUCUUAGGAAGUGUUUUCUACGAAAAAAUUCUUGGGUGCUGGUGAGUAUUUCUACAGAUUGAGAAAUUCGCAGUGGCUGAUGAUAGAUAACAGAUAUAAAUUAGUUGUUUCAAUAAAGUUUGUCAACUUUGUUUCAUUAUAAAAUUAUGUAUGUACUUGUGGAUCCAAUGUAGACCUUGUAGAAUUACUGCCUCCA
Durio zibethinus is the source of this 825-nucleotide messenger RNA. RefSeq names its product V-type proton ATPase 16 kDa proteolipid subunit. Gene Ontology annotation, biological process: proton transmembrane transport. The record is from RefSeq and is a predicted model, not a curated record. NCBI's taxonomy places the organism in Eukaryota, Viridiplantae, Streptophyta, Magnoliopsida, Malvales, Malvaceae. Gene Ontology annotation, cellular component: proton-transporting V-type ATPase, V0 domain. Gene Ontology annotation, molecular function: proton-transporting ATPase activity, rotational mechanism.